Coccidioides posadasii C735 delta SOWgp is the source of this 1629-nucleotide messenger RNA. The record is from RefSeq and is a predicted model, not a curated record. NCBI's taxonomy places the organism in Eukaryota, Fungi, Ascomycota, Eurotiomycetes, Onygenales, Onygenaceae.
GGAUAAGUGUUACAUGUCUUCUUUCAAACCACCUUUUUGAGAAGAUCUACCCCCAGCCGCAACGCCCAGAGUGGAAUUUUCAUUCGAGAAAACGUCUGGUGCCCCUGGAGUCCGUGAUGAAAGCCCACCUGACCCCACAGCAGAGCCGUAUGGUUACAUGAAUGUAUUUUCGGCUCUGUUACCACGAGCUGAAACUUAAUUCGGCCUUCUCGCUUCGUCUCCAACCUAUCAUUGAGUCAGGCACGCAGAGGCUCACGACAUUCAUCCUCUCUCACCACUACUGUGAGAGUGAGCGCCCCUCCGGAACCCCCCGUGGGCAUACAGCUAGUCCGCUUCGGUUCAACCCCCCCGGCUCGAUCGUCCUCGCGUUCCUGCACCAUCAAUCUUAACAACGAAAAUUAAGGCCCCCCUGGAUCAAGAUUCAACCAUCAAUCGACCCUUUCUCUCUUCCUAUCUCCAUCCAAUUGAUCCAGCUCUACGCCUCGUUGCCACUUGACAUCGCCGCCGAUCAUGGACAGCGAGCAAUUGCAGGCGAAGAUAACGGCUGCCAGACGCGAGGCAGAGGGUUUAAAAGAUCGAAUCAAGCGAAGGAAAGAUGAAUUGGCCGAUACCACCCUUCGCCAAGUUGCGCAGAACAAUACGGAUCCGUUACCGCGGAUUGGCAUGCGCCCUCGACGAAAUCUGAAAGGCCAUCUCGCCAAAAUCUACGCUAUGCACUGGUCGACCGAUCGCCGACACUUGGUCUCUGCUUCUCAAGAUGGGAAGCUCAUAAUUUGGGAUGCAUACACGACAAACAAAGUUCACGCUAUUCCCCUUCGCUCUUCCUGGGUUAUGACCUGCGCCUACGCUCCCAGUGGAAAUUACGUCGCAUGCGGUGGUCUUGACAACAUUUGCUCAAUCUACAACCUUUCUUCGCGAGAAGGCCCCACCCGGGUCGCCAGGGAAUUGUCCGGUCACUCAGGUUAUCUAUCAUGUUGCAGAUUCAUCAACGACCGCCGAAUCAUCACCUCUUCCGGCGAUAUGACGUGUAUGUUGUGGGAUAUUGAGUCGGGAACGAAAGUCACCGAAUUUGCCGACCAUCUUGGGGAUGUCAUGAGCAUCAGCAUUAAUCCGACAAACAAUAACAUCUUCGUUUCCGGCGCAUGCGAUGCCUUCGCCAAGUUGUGGGAUACCCGAGUUGACAAGGCCGUUCAAACCUUCUCCGGCCACGAAUCCGAUAUUAACGCCAUCCAAUUUUUUCCGGACGGCAAUGCAUUCGGAACUGGCUCGGACGACACUUCUUGCCGAUUGUUUGAUAUCCGGGCGGAUCGCGAAUUGAACAUUUACCAGAGCGAUCAAGUUCUCUGUGGAAUCACAUCUGUUGCUUUCUCGGUAUCUGGACGACUUUUGUUCGCAGGUUAUGAUGAUUUUGAAUGCAAAGUCUGGGACGUUUUGCGAGGUGAUAAGGUUGGCUCGUUGAGCGGCCACGAGAAUCGCGUAAGCUGCUUGGGCGUGAGCAAUGAUGGAAUAAGUUUAUGCACAGGAUCUUGGGAUUCCCUUGUGAGUUUUCAUUUAGCCAUCAAUUUGACAAUCGCCAUCAGCUGCCAGCGUAUAUCCUCGAAACAGUCAAGGGCCCUCCUUGUACAAUAA